AUGUCACAAUUACAGUCUGCGUCCAUUUCAUCCCUUUCAUAUGAAGUGCUCGCUCAUAUUUUCUCGUUCAUUGUGGAUUUGGACUCUCUUCACAACAAUGUCUUUCCUUGGCGGAGCGUGAAUCGAAUGUUCUAUGAAUUCACAGAAAGUGAGUAUUUCUGGAAUACCUUGUAUCGAGUGAUGGGCGAGAAUGAAAGAAAUUGCACCGAAUGGUUCGUAAAGUCAAAUGCCGAACAUGAUGACCGCCACCACUCUUUGGAAUUACUACCAGUCGUAAGAAGAGAGGAGAUGAGUGUAGAUGUCAUUUCUGCUGUUGAGGCUAUUUAUGCUAAUAUAGAUACAUCAAUAUUCACAAGUAAUGAUCACAUUUAUACUCCAAUGGCUGCUGGAAUUUUGCAAGGAGCCUUUGAGGAGUAUCUUGUAAGAGUGUUUCAAGUGGCUCAAACACUGUGUGAGUUUAUGCACAGUGGACAUGUGAACAGUGAGCAUGUGCAUCUGGCUGCACAAUUAUGGAGGGAAGAUAUGAGCCGAGUGUUUAGUUUUAGUGAGGAUGAAACAGAUGAUACUGAAUCUGACCAUGACGAAAGUGAUAGCAGCAGUGACUGUUCUGAUGAUUACUCGACAGAAAGCAACUUGUCAAGUACUUGUUUUGUUCGAUAUUUCAGGAAUUCAGAGCACGGGCAUGAAUUUCCUGGGGAUGACGUUUGUUACUUGGCAGAACCCAUUCUCCACCAAGAUGACACGUUCGAAAAUGUGGAUGGCUGUUAUUACAAUUCCAAUGAUGACCUUGUAGUUGUGGAUAACGAUGGCAUGAAAACAGUUGAAAUCACACUCACCAAUGACAGAGACAAAAAGAUUGAAAAUGGAUGGUAUUAA
Naegleria lovaniensis is the source of this 876-nucleotide messenger RNA. RefSeq lists its product as uncharacterized. Gene Ontology annotation, molecular function: protein binding. The record is from RefSeq and is a predicted model, not a curated record. NCBI's taxonomy places the organism in Eukaryota, Heterolobosea, Eutetramitea, Acrasida, Naegleriidae. The transcript has 2 exons. Bases 1 to 876 code for a protein of 291 amino acids.